Ustilaginoidea virens is the source of this 870-nucleotide messenger RNA. RefSeq lists its product as uncharacterized. The transcript has 3 exons. The coding region runs from base 1 to 870 and encodes 289 amino acids. The record is from RefSeq and is a predicted model, not a curated record. Gene Ontology annotation, molecular function: fatty-acyl-CoA binding. Gene Ontology annotation, biological process: fatty acid metabolic process. NCBI's taxonomy places the organism in Eukaryota, Fungi, Ascomycota, Sordariomycetes, Hypocreales, Clavicipitaceae.
AUGGCCGACUCGGUGGAUCGAGUUUUUGUCCAUGCGCUCAACACGGUCAAGAAAAUCCCCAAGACGGGUGCCUCGCGGCCGCCGCCCUCCGACCGGCUUCGGCUCUACGGCCUAUACAAACAAGCCAUGGAGGGGGACGUCGACGGCGUCAUGGAGCAACCCACGGCCGGUCCGUUUCUAACAGCAGAAGAGCUUCGUAGAGAAAGAGACAAGUGGGAUGCUUGGAAUGCCCAAAAGGGCCUGACGCGCACCGAGGCAAAGCGCCGAUAUGUCGAGGCACUCAUCGAGACCAUGUAUCGAUAUGCCAACACUACCGACGCAAUAGAGCUAGUCACCGAACUCGAAUUUGUCUGGAAUCAAAUCAAGCACAACUCCCCAAGUACCACAGACUCGUCUCCGAAAGCAGCGGGCCCCGGCAAAGCGCCUGCUCGUCAGCUACAGCAACCGCCCCGGGGCAGUCAAGGUCCCUUGAAGAUGCUCAGCCCCAUGAGCGAACAAGACGAGGCCGAGCUGCGGUCGCAAAAGCUCCUGGACCUGGACGAUGCCGGGGAAGACGGCAGCGGCAGGGGACAAACGUCGACUCGGUGGCAGAAGAAGGUUGAGCGGGCCGUCACCCAGCUGUCGGCUGAAGUUGCUGCGCUCAGAGAGCAGAUAACGACGGGGAGAGAAUGGCGAAGCAGGAAGGACCGGAGCUUCCCUUCCUGGUUUGGCUGGAUCCUCUGGGUCGUCUUGAAGCACUUCGUGGUCGAUUGCGUCUUGCUUGCCGCAGUCUUGAUUUGGAUGCGGAGACGCAAGGACCGACGGCUGGAAGACCUGGUUCGAUCAGCUCUGAAGAUAGUCAGGGAAUACGCACGAAAGGUUUUGCCAUGA